AUGGACGUAACAACGCCAAUCAGGCCAGCCGAUCUCUUCUCAGCAAAAGGACUAGUCGUAGUCAUAACAGGCGGAGGCAGCGGUCUCGGUCUCGCCAUCGCAUCCGCCCUCCACCAGAAUGGCGCUGAACGCGUAUACCUCCUCGGCCGGCGCGCCGACGUGCUCGAAAAAGCCGCCAACAACCUCCAAUCCAACACACCGCGCACCUCGCAAAGCAGCAGCGGCUCCGUCCACGGCAUCCCCUGCGACGUAACAGACCUCUCGUCUGUCCGGGCCGCCGCCGAAACCAUAAAGAAGGACAUUGGCUACGUCGACGUCCUAAUCAACAACGCGGGUGUCAUUGGGCCCAAAAACGGCGCCGACAUUUACAAAGCAGAGUCGAUCCAACAACUCGCCGACACCAUGGUCGCCGGCUACGACGACUGGUCCCAAGCCAUGGCUAUCAACACGCAAUCCGUCAUCGGCGUCAGCGCUACCUUCCUCCCUCUGCUCGAAGCAGCAAACCCCCGCCGCGGAUGGGCUCCGGGCAAAGUAACAGGCACAGGCAAUGCGCGGGCGCGCGAUACUUCCGCCGCGGAGGCCAACGGCAUAGACACCGACGACGACCGCAUGGCACACAUCAUCACCGUCGCGUCAGUCGCGUCGUACAUGCGCUGGGUAUCCGCGGGUCUGGCAUACAACGCUAGUAAAGCGGCGGCUGCACACUUGGGCAAGAUGAUGGCAACGUUCUUGUCCGAGUGGGGUGUCAGGAGUAAUAUCGUUUGUCCUGGGCCUUAUCCGAGCGAUAUGACGGCUGGUAUACACCCGGUCUAUGGCACGAAUCAGAUUCCGCAGGGGAGGAUGGGCGGGAUUGGUGAUAUUAGCGGAUUGAUGCUUUUCUUGGUUGGUAAGGGCGGGGCGUAUGUUAAUGGGACUACGCAGCUUACUGAUGGCGGGAGGGUGAGUGUGUUUCCUGCUGUGUAUUAG
Molecule: messenger RNA, 966 nt
Organism: Alternaria arborescens
Lineage: Eukaryota; Fungi; Ascomycota; Dothideomycetes; Pleosporales; Pleosporaceae
Exons: 2
Coding region: 1-966 (321 amino acids)
Molecular function (GO): oxidoreductase activity
Source: RefSeq, a predicted model, not a curated record